Messenger RNA from Branchiostoma floridae (Florida lancelet), 2934 nucleotides. Its product is annotated as ATP-dependent RNA helicase DDX24-like. Lineage: Eukaryota; Metazoa; Chordata; Leptocardii; Amphioxiformes; Branchiostomatidae. Gene Ontology annotation, cellular component: nucleolus. Gene Ontology annotation, molecular function: ATP binding; RNA helicase activity; nucleic acid binding. Bases 76 to 2745 code for a protein of 889 amino acids. The record is from RefSeq and is a predicted model, not a curated record. The transcript is spliced from 16 exons.
UGAUAUCCUUUCAACCAACCGUCGCCUGUAACAAAUAAAACCCCCAAUAUCUGAGUGGUGUGUCCUGUUCCCAAGAUGGCUGCGCCCUACGCAAAAAAUCGCGGAAGCAAGCGAAAAGGGAAGAAAUCGAAGUCUGCAAGCAUGAAGGAUCUGUUCAGCAAUGUAGAAGCAGACUACCCAGUUCCUCGGCGGACCAAAGGAACAGCCAUCCUGGAACAUGGUGCAUGGAAGCCUGUCAGGGUUGACCAAUCGCUUUGCUCAUCAGAUGAUCUCUCCGGGUUUGUUGGGUUGGAAGAAUUGACAGAUUAUGAGCUCUGUCAAGAGGGAAAGCAAAAACAGCAAAAAACUACAAAGAAACAAAAGAAGAAAGGUCAAGAACAGAAGUCCAAAGGCCACGAUGAAGAAAACUUGGAGGGAGAUACAACCAAGCCCAAGAAGGAGAUGAAAGUGCUUGGCAUAGAAGAAAAGAAUGCCAAACUCAAGAUCCAAAAGCCAGCAAAGAAACUGAAAAGAAAAGCUCAGGUAGAUGAGGAGGGAGAAGCACUAAAGAUGAGCAGCAGCCAAUCAGAUGAAGGAUCAGAGGACAACACUAACAUUAACAAAGAGGUCACUGAACCUUUGAAGAAGAAGCAAAGGACGGAGUUGUCUUCACAGAAGGAUGGAGACUGUAAAGAUGAAAGUGUUGAUGAACCUGGAACAGAUGCUGCAACAGAAGGUGUGACAAAGAAGUCACGGAAGGAAAGGAGAAAUGAAAGAAGGAAACAGAGACUAGAAUCGCUUAAAAGACAGAGAGAAGAAAAGAGAGAAAGGAAGAAGCAAGAAAGGAAGAUGCCACUUGCACAAGGCCAUAGCUGUAAGCCUCAGUCUGUAGCCAAGAAAAGCGUGGAUGCAGACAUGACCCCCUGGACUCCGCUGUUUGUCCCUGAUGUGGUGUUGAGAGGUUUGGCUGACCAAGGCUUUACACAGCCGACACCCAUACAGGCCCAGACUAUCCCACAGGCCAUACAAGCCCACAAGGAUGUGGUGGGAGCAGCAGAAACAGGAAGUGGGAAAACCCUGGCUUUUGGGAUCCCAAUUUUACACAGGAUACUAGAGUGGAAGGAGAGAAACCUUCAAACAGAGGAGGGUGACCUUGGAAACAAGGAUGAGGAAGUAGUAGACGAUGCAGCUGAUGAUGAUGAUGACCAGGAGAUGGAAGUACCUGAUGAAGAGGACGACAAAGUUGAGGAGGAGGAGGAAGAUGAUGAAGAAGAGUUGGUCUUAGAUAAUGCAGGUUUGGGGUGUGUACAUGUGGAAGAUGACAUCACACUGCCUCCAGAGUUAGAGGCUCUACAGGAGGCCCCUCCCCUGUCAGCCCCCACCCCCCAGAAGGUAGUCUCCCCCCUCCUGGCACUGGUGCUCACCCCCACCCGGGAACUGGCUGUGCAGGUGGCCAAUCACAUCAAGGCUGCUGCCAAGUACACCAAUGUUAAGGUGGCUGUACUGGUUGGAGGCAUGGCGCCUCAGAAACAGAAGAGAGUGUUGGACAGACAGCCUGAGAUCAUUGUGGCAACUCCAGGUAGACUCUGGGAGAUGGUGGAACAGAGCCAUCCCCACCUGAGUGACCUGAACCAGCUGCAGUGCCUGGUGAUUGACGAGGCUGACAGGAUGGUGGAGAAGGGACACUUCGCAGAGCUGGGCAAUCUGCUGGACAAGAUCAAUGGGGAAGGCAGAAACCUUAGAAGGCAGACAUUUGUCUUCUCUGCCACACUUACCAUGGUGCACUCUGGGCCACAGAGGAAGAUAAUGAAGAAAAAGUUUAAGAUGGACAAAGAUAAGAAACUUGGUCAGCUGAUGGACAGAGUAGGCAUCAGGAGUAAACCCUUAGUGGUGGACCUGAGUCGACAGCAGGGGACGGUGGACACACUGACUGAGGCCAGGAUAACCUGUUCUACAGAGGAAAAGGAUAUCUACCUGUACUACUUCCUGCUGCAGUACCCGGGCAGGACGCUAGUCUUUGCCAACAGCAUUGACUGUAUCCGUAGGCUGACGUCUCUCCUGGGGUUGCUGCAGAAGAGCCCCCUACCUCUCCAUGCAAACAUGCACCAGAAACAGAGGCUGAAGAAUCUGGAGAGGUUCUCAGCCAAUGAGAAUGGUCUGCUCCUGGCGACUGAUGUGGCAGCUCGAGGGUUGGACAUCCCUGAUGUGCAGCAUGUCAUUCACUACCAGGUUCCUCGCACUUCAGAGACGUAUGUACACCGCAGUGGGCGUACUGCACGUGCCCAGAAGGAAGGGCUGACGCUCCUCCUGACUGGGCCGGAGGAUGCCCAGUACUACAAGAGGAUCUGUAAGACUCUCGGCAAAGACGAGGACCUGCCAGUGUUCCCCACGGAGCCCCAGCACCUGGCUGCAGUGAAGGCCAGGGUUGCAGCAGGGCGCAGGAUUGACGUGGAAGAACAUCGCUAUAUGAAGAAGAAACAUCACAAUGAUUGGUUCUUACAGCAGGCCAAAGAGAUGGACAUAGAGCUGGAUGAAGACGAGGUCCUACAUGACCUUGGAGACACACAGGAGCAGGAUAAGGUCCUUAGUGAGCUCAAGGACAUGAAAAAGAGCCUGAGUAAGAUGCUGAAGGCCCCAAUCUUUCCCAAAGGCUUCUCAGGGCUCUACCCCAUCCAGUAUGGUCAGCCCAACCUCCCAAGGCUUCCCAAUGCUGUAGCAGCCACCCUUGCAGUGAACAACAGUCGCAAGAAGAAACACAAACCUUAAGCUGGAGUAUUUUGGAUAGCAAAUUGCCUUUUUUACCUUUUCAGCAAUGUUAAUUAGACUCAAGUAUAUUCUCGCAGAUUGGAGUGUGAUGUUCUAAGAAGCAGAUGUUGGAAACAAAAGUAUCUAACUGAUCUACUUUCUGUAACAAUAUCAAGCUUGUGAUUUAAAUAAACUUCCUUUAUUCAGUGU